AUGAUUAUUGAAGCUAAGAAGAUAAGAGUUCGUAAGGAACUAAAAACAUUGCAAAAACUGGACUCAGAUUUUGUGGUCAAAUACAGUUUUGCAUGGAUAGAAGCAAUGCAUCUCUACAUUCAGAUGGAGUACUGCUCGCAAACACUCACAGCUGUACUCAAAGACAAACGACAAGUAUUUGACAAACAACCGACGGAUGCGAUGAAUAUUUACGAGUAUUUCAUUUCUUGCGAAAUAUUUCGGGAACUCUUAGAAUGUGUGCAAUAUUUGCAUGGAUUGAACCCUCCAAUCAUUCACAGAGAUAUUAAACCCGACAAUAUAAUGAUUUUACUCAAUGGCAAUAAUAAUAGAUUUCUAAAACUGGGUGAUUUUGGUUUAGCUGUCGAACACAAUAGAGCGUCCCAAAGUCACACACGAGGGGCGGGAACUCCACAAUAUAUGGCACCAGAAGUGGGUCUCUAUAGAAACUAUGAUAUAAAAGCAGAUAUUUAUAGCGUUGGAAUUAUUGGUUUAAAAUUGUUUGAAGUAAACACAAUGCUAGCGUGA
Molecule: messenger RNA, 546 nt
Organism: Medioppia subpectinata
Lineage: Eukaryota; Metazoa; Arthropoda; Arachnida; Sarcoptiformes; Oppiidae
Source: the annotation of a GenBank genome assembly